Andrographis paniculata is the source of this 1317-nucleotide messenger RNA. RefSeq names its product ferredoxin--NADP reductase, leaf isozyme, chloroplastic. The transcript has 9 exons. The record is from RefSeq and is a predicted model, not a curated record. The coding region runs from base 142 to 1245 and encodes 367 amino acids. Gene Ontology annotation, molecular function: oxidoreductase activity. Lineage: Eukaryota; Viridiplantae; Streptophyta; Magnoliopsida; Lamiales; Acanthaceae.
UUGAAAUUUGUUAUCCUCACAAGUGCCACUCACUCACUGCAUUGGUCUUCCCUUCCCUUUCCAUCUCCUCCACCCAAUCCUCAAUCUCCAAUCCUCAUAUUUACUUCCAUCACUCUCCCUCCCUCCCUAUUCACACCAACAAUGGCUGCUGCUGCCGCUGCUGUAACCGCUGCUGCUGUCUCUCUCCCUGCCACCAACUCCUCUUCCCUUCCGGCCAGAACCUCCAUUGUUUCUCCACACACAAGAAUCCAAUUCACCAAGGUGCCGCUGUUCCGCCGAUGCGCCGCCGCGAAAGUAGCGCCAAUCAGGGCGCAGGUAACCACAGAGGCGGAGGCGCCGGCCAAAGUUGAAAAGGUUUCGAAGAAGCAAGAAGAAGGAUUAAUUGUGAACAAAUUUAAGCCUAAGGAGCCGUACAUCGGUAGGUGCCUUCUCAACACCAAGAUCACCGGCGACGACGCUCCCGGCGAAACAUGGCACAUGGUCUUCACAACUGAGGGGGAGAUUCCCUACAGAGAAGGCCAAUCCAUUGGAGUGAUUGCCGAUGGCGUCGACAAGAGUGGGAAGCCUCACAAGCUCAGGCUCUAUUCGAUUGCCAGCAGUGCCAUUGGCGAUUUUGGAGACUCCAAGACUGUAUCGUUGUGUGUGAAAAGGCUCAUCUACACAAACGAUCAAGGGGAGGUAGUUAAGGGAGUUUGCUCAAACUUCCUUUGCGACUUGAAACCAGGCGCAGAAGUGAAAAUAACCGGACCGAUAGGGAAAGAGAUGCUCAUGCCGAAAGAUGAGAAGGCUACGGUUGUAAUGCUUGCCACCGGAACUGGGAUUGCACCUUUCCGCGGAUUCUUGUGGAAAAUGUUCUUCGAAAAACAUGAGGAUUACAAGUUCAAUGGUUUAGCGUGGCUGUUCUUGGGUGUCCCGACGAGCAGCUCGUUGCUCUACAAAGAGGAGUUUGAGAAAAUGAAGGAGAAAAACCCGGACAAUUUCCGGCUAGACUUUGCGGUGAGCAGAGAACAGACGAAUGCCAAAGGGGAGAAGAUGUACAUCCAAACUCGGAUGGCGGAAUACGCAGAGGAGUUGUGGGAGCUGCUGAAGAAGGACAACACGUUCGUGUACAUGUGCGGGCUGAAGGGGAUGGAGCAGGGUAUCGACGACAUUAUGGUCUCCCUCGCCGCCAAAGAUGGGAUCGACUGGCUGGAAUACAAGAGGCAGUUGAAAAAGGCAGAGCAAUGGAAUGUGGAAGUGUACUGAGGCGAGCUAAUCUGUUGCUUUUUGUACAAAAUAUUAUUAUUAUUAUUAUUAUUAUUAUUAUUAUUAUUAUUA